This is a messenger RNA of Pieris brassicae (large cabbage white), 5364 nucleotides long. RefSeq names its product zinc finger protein 91-like. The transcript is spliced from 4 exons. Gene Ontology annotation, cellular component: nucleus. Bases 205 to 4212 code for a protein of 1335 amino acids. The record is from RefSeq and is a predicted model, not a curated record. NCBI's taxonomy places the organism in Eukaryota, Metazoa, Arthropoda, Insecta, Lepidoptera, Pieridae.
GUGGCAGCUCUCCCGGCUGCUUCGGGCGGUCGGAAUGCAGCGCGGGGUGCGGGCGGGGGCCGCUGCUGCCGCCGCGACGUUCGCUGCUGCCCGCCUCGCCAGUUCGCCGCGCGCCACACGACACGACUGUUGUUAUUACGAGCGCGCCGCAACAUCUCUCCCGCCCGCACGCUGGAAACGGGGUCUCAAUUUAUUGAAAAAGAAAUGGUUAACUGCAAUAGUGAUUCAAACGAAGCCACCUCAUCAGAAAUUGCAGCCAAGGGCGACAUGCAACUGCAAAAUGUAACCACAGAAGACUCUAAGAAACACUGCAGAAAGAUGCCUCGGCCGAUACCACAACUCAUUCCAUUAACUUCCACUCCAAACCCAAAAACACAAACAGGUGAACCACCUGCCAAAAAACACAAAGAAGAUACCGAAACAACUGAAAAUUCCAUUCUUAAACAUGAUACUCAGACAAUGGAUGUUACAUUAACGCCCGUUGUCAAUAUGCCAGGAAAGGAACGUAAAAAGAACGAAUCGUUUUUCGAUAGAUUAAAGGAACGUAUACUCACUGAAACGGGAGAACACGGGUCUUUAAUAUGCAAAAAUUGUGGAUUUGAAAGCAAAUGCUUGUCCGAACAUUCAGUUCACGAAAAAAAUUGUGUCACUAAUAGAUGCUCAACUAAUACAUUACUUCCGAAUUUAGGUUCUACAAGAUGUCAAAAUUGUCGACAUAGGUGUAAGUCUAGUGCAGAUUUAGUAAUUCAUUUAAAAACAUGUGGCAAAGAUAUGAAGAGGAGUGAUGAAAAACAUGAAGACAUACAAAAUCAAGAUAGUAAUGAAACUUCAAAUAUAACUGAGAAGGAAACUGAACCGCAUCCAAUGGAGAACGUUGUAUUCGUUUGGAAUAAUAUCAAUACAGAUUCGAACAAAUUCGACACGCCACUUGAUAUUAACAUCAACGAUGAUUCAACAAUGCCAGAAAACAAAUUUCUUGACUCAGAAAUUGUCGAUGACAAUGAAGCUAUGAAUCUAUCACCGAGCCAAGCAGUUGGUAAGAGAGUUUUUAAAUGUCCCCACUGUUUGUUUUGGGCAUCAACUGCGUCACGAUUUCACGUUCAUAUCGUUGCGCAUUUAAAUAGAAAACCAUUCGAAUGUUCACUGUGUAAAUACAAGUCCAAUUGGCGUUGGGAUAUCACAAAACAUAUAAAACUUAAAUCAGCUAGGGAUCCUGACCACGCCGAAGCACAAGUACUGAUGACAGAUGAAACAGGUCGGCGUAAUUAUAGCAAAUAUAACAAAUUCUUAGCUAUGCCCGUGUUAAAUGACAAAGGAGAGAAUGAAUUUCAUUAUAUUGAUCCUAAUACUCCGUUGGAUGCCAGUUUGGAUGAUGAAAACCUUUAUGAAGGCAACGAUAGCGUAAAUACUCCAUAUGAGAGUGGACAACCCCUUAAUCUUCAAACGUUAAAUCAAAAUAGAUUUGAUAAUGAUAACUCUAUGAAAAAGGCAAAGAAGACUAUUUGGAAAUGCAAAAAGUGCAAUUACAAGGAUUCAUCAAAGGACGCUUUACUGGAACACGUUCGAGAACACGCGAGAGCUGAAGACAACGACAAGUCUCAAGUGAAGAAAGCAGAAACCGUAAUAGAUCCGGCUGAUUUGGCAUAUAGAUGUGGACAUUGCAAUCAGUUGUCGAAUUGGAAACAUGUUAUACAAAGACACUGCCGCUUGAAGCACGACGGAAUUAUCAACGUAAUUACAACACUGAAGCCCAAACCAGACCCGAACGCACCGUCGAACGAAAUGAACGGUGACAUGUGCACUAAGUGCCCAUUUAAAACUAACGACAAGAAUUCGUUAAUAGUCCAUCUACAAAACCAUCAACCCUCGCCACAGUCUAUAUUCAAAUGUUAUUUCUGCCCCUAUUUCGUUAAAGACGAGCAAGAACUCAUUCAACAUCUCGUAUUACAUGGAGUAAACGAUCCAGAAGAAUAUAUUUCAAAGGCUUUGGGAAGCAAAUCACCUCUACCAGACCCAUUUAACUCCCAACUCAAUCUUAAUAUAUCGGCUGUAGCCAAACGACACAAAUGCAAUGAAUGUCCGUAUGAGACUAACAGCAAAUCUCAGUUUAUGUACCAUGAACAAUUUCAUCGACUUUCCUCCGCUGAUACGCCGUAUAAGUGUUCACAGUGCAAUUAUAGUGUAUCUAAAAGGCAUUUGCUUAGUCAGCAUUUGCGAGUACACGCUGGACAAAGAAAGAGCGAAUCGGAUAUAGAUUUAGAUUCCAAUGAUAGUGAUGACUUACCAUAUGUAUGGGUAUCGGCUAAGGACGAGUUCCAUAAAAUGUAUAAAUGUCGAUAUUGUUCAUACGUAAAUGCAAGAAAAUGUGAAAUACUUUAUCAUGAACAGAUACAUUUUGUCGUUUUUGAAAACUGUGAUAUCACUAUAUAUAAAUGCUUGGAGUGCAAGUUGACUUGUUCAACUAAAUUACAACUCGCUAAUCACUCAAAAACACACGCUGAAAUAUACGGCCGUAUCUACUGUCUUGUAGACUUUGAUAUUCCUGAUGAGGAACAAAUAGCUAAAUUAAGAAAAGUCCUCGAAGCGGAGAAACACAACAAGACUGAUGAUUUACCCAGAGAAGACGCCGUGUGGGGCGAACGGAAAGAAAUUAAAACUAUGUACUUCUGUCACAAAUGCCCGGCAAGAUUCUUCUCCGAAAAUGAACUAAAUAUUCAUUCUAAAUUCCACGAUUCAACCUUUCCACAUAAAUGCAAAACUUGUGAAUUCUCCGUACUCCAUGAAAGUGAAUUGAUGGAACAUAAUUUUGUUCACACAGAUGAAUAUAACACAAAGACCAAAAUGCUGAAAUUUAUACACAACUUACAUCCAGAUUACAAGGCACCUCGUGUACAAUUCAUCCACUGUCCAGUCUCUUCUGAAGGCUCCUGGGUCGUUGCAAAAAUUAACAAUAUAGUUGACUACACAGAAACUACCACUAAAAAGCAUUCCGAACAAAAACAUACUCCUAAACAGUACCCGUGUAAAGAAUGUCCUGCAAAAUUUUUCAAGAGUUCUGCAUUGAACUAUCAUGUGGGCUUACACGGAGGUGAAGGGGACCAUAAGUGCAAAAAAUGUAGUUAUACUGUUAAAAAUAUCGGUAAUCUCGCAAAACAUGAACUCUUACACGAAAAUGAAGGUAAAGCCCCAGCGGGUGACUAUGAGUCUGGGGAUGACAUGGACUAUAAGAAUGUUCCCUUAUCGGGUACUGAUUUAUUUCAGCGAAAGACUGAGGCUCAGAAACGAGUACUUACCGAUAAAGAUAAGUUAGUAAGGCCCAAUGAUCACUUCCCUCCUGUUUUACAAGCUGAUCCACAAUUCGGCUACUUGAUGCACGGAAACCCGGAAUUUAUCUAUCCAACUUAUUUAAAGAAUGGUAGACAGAAAGAAAAAAGAUAUAAGUGUCACAAAUGUCCGUCUGCGUUUGAAAAACGUGAACAAUAUAAGAUUCAUUUAUCAUUACACGGUUCGAAGCAGAGAUAUAAAUGUGAAAUAUGUGAUUAUUCAGUGAAGUAUUAUGCAAACUAUGUUCAACACAUGCGGAAACAUCAAAUGAAUGAUGAAGCCCAAGCAGAAAGGAAGAAAGGCAUGGAUGGCUUUACCGAAAGCGAGAGCGAUGUAAAUAAAACGAGUAAAGUGGAUGACAAAGGAGAGCAAAUAAAAUUAGCUAUCAAAACAAUGCCUACGAGGGUGAAAAGUGAUUUUCAACAAUUUUCAGUUAGUGAUCAACAAACACUGCGUUUGCUACAACGCCGGCGAUCUGUUACUACCAAUGAGGCCAUACAAAAUGAUACUUCUCCUACGAAAGAUCGAAAAAUGCAUAUGUGUCUUCUGUGUCCAUACACUAAUCAACGCCAAGAUGCUCUUCAUAACCACUACAAAAGGCAUGGAGAUAAUGACGUCUACGGAAGUAACCAUAGAUGCUCAUUUUGCGAUUUAGUAGUAAUUCAGUCCCACUUUCUACGAGAACAUUUCAAAACACACUUCAAUUAUAUGAAGAAUCUCACCCCUGAAUGUUUUAUCGCCAACGAAGACGUCAGUUUUACUGUUAAAUACGAAGACGAUGAAAAUAUCGAGCCGUCUGACAUUAAACUAGAUAUGCAGAAAAGAACCCAAGUAUUCGAUGAAAACAAAAUUUUCGUCAAAAUACAGACUGGAGAAGUCGUCGAUUGAUCUGCUACAUCAACAAAUUGUUUUAAUGUCAAUAAUUCGUUGGUCAUAGGAAAAGUAAGAUUUGAUAUUGAUAUCCAGAAUGUAAUGUGAUAAUUUUAUUUUAUACCUAAGAAAAUAGGGUAAUAAUUAUUAACGAUACCAACAAUGCCAGUUUCAACUCUAAUAGUAAGAUUAAAAAGGUAAGAAUAAAAGAAUGUAAUAGUUCUAAACUAUAAACAGAUCUUCAAAUGCAGUAUAAAUGUGUUAAUCAAUUGGUAAAAGCUGGCAUCAAUUUGGAUGUUUUUAUUUAUUACGAUAAGGAUUUUAGAUUACGCCAAAGUAUAGCUUGCCAUUUUAGAAUAGGGUUUUGAAAUAAUGUUACUUGUCUUCUUAGCGUGAUCUUAUCAUUAUUACAAAAAAAGUUGACGCCGCUUGAACCGUCCACUUUAUUAACUCGAAUUUAUCAUCCAAUGCAAUUAUUUCAUUUCUAUUAGUUAUUAAAAUCACAACACAUAUUAGACACAGUGGCUAAGUGAUAACGAAAAAGGUGUUUAUUUUACUUCUCAAUUGUAUAGAGAAGCCUUAUACAAUGAAUUAAUAAUGAAUCUGCCUUUCACUGCGACGGUUUUAUCAAUCUUAUGUGUAUAGAAUAUUCAAAUGUUCACGUAAUGUAUGUCAUUAUUUUUAUCGUAAAAAAAUGCUUUGUAUUUAAUCUAUCGCAAUUAUGUUGCUCUUAUCACUUACUAUAAUAUAUUUACCUAGAUAGGUAUUAAACAAGUUAUUAAUAAAAAACGUCUUGGUUAACUUCUGUAUCGUAUAUUAUAUUAAGACAGUUCUUUUGGUAGCUACGUUAAUAAAAACGUGUAAUGUUCUCAUUUAUUUCAUGUAAUAUUUACAAUCUACAUCAAGUUUUUAAUUCACGCAGAUAGGAGUGACAAUAACUAAAAUUAAAAUGGUACCUGAGUACAAAAGUACUCUGGUACCAAAUAACUAAUACAGUUAAACUAUAAUAAAUUUUACAGAUUAUGACACUGUUAAUUCUUAUAAGUAUAUAAGAAUUUUUUAAUAAUUUAUUUAAGGUCAUUUAGGUACUUAUUAAGAUAAAUAAUAUUAUAGUCCUAAAGGACACAUUCCAAUAACAAUUAUUAUUGGUAAAUAUACUUGUGAUUACAU